Messenger RNA from Helianthus annuus (common sunflower), 2316 nucleotides. RefSeq lists its product as uncharacterized. Lineage: Eukaryota; Viridiplantae; Streptophyta; Magnoliopsida; Asterales; Asteraceae. The record is from RefSeq and is a predicted model, not a curated record. The transcript has 16 exons. Bases 1 to 2178 code for a protein of 725 amino acids.
AUGGUUACAGAGCACUGGUUCUGUAGGGAAAUGAAUCGAGCAGACCAACUUAUUAUGGCCAUUCCAGAUGACGCUGCGUCCAAACUAUGGGGUGUUGACAAAGGCCCUACUAAUGUUAUGAUACACACUGAAGAUGGCUGUGUCUUUAAUGUUUUUUUAAGCGCUUCUAAAGGGAAGAUAUUUUUUUUUCAUGGACAUUCUCAAUGUACUUUGCCGAAAAGUUACGAUUAUUCCUCAAAUGAUGUAACCUCUACUGUAAUGAUAGACAACAAAACAUUUAACAUUUCCAUUGUAACAUCUGACGGUAAAGUCGGUUUUACCGUUGUUUUUGGAAAAAACGGUGUUGAAAUCAAUUAUCCUGAUUUAGAUGCUGAUGAGGUUGAAGUUGCACCCUUAGAUGCUGAAAAUGAACUUGAUGAACACAUAGAUGGUGGUGUUACUCGGUUUGUUUGUAUGGUUGGUGAAGAUUAUUUUAGAAUCCCUGAUCAUGUUUCACGCAAGGCUAAACUUCAUGAAGGUUUAAAAGAUUUGACCAUAAGAUUUUUGCAUAUGGAUCCGCCACUGCAGAUUACCAACGGUACAAGACGUGAAAAAAGAACCAACGGUCGUGGUUAUCGAUACGCUUUAACAUGUUGGAAGAAGUUCAUGAAAGCCGCUCGAAUUAAGGUCCGUGACCAGGUUCACUAUUCUUUUGAUGAAAAUGAGCAGGGCACGAAAAUGCAGGCCUUUGUUUUACAGAAAAACACUACUGGUUAUGAGCAUUUGCUGCUGAAAGAAAAUCAAUGUUUAACUAUUCGUAACCCUUCGAUGGGUGAAAAUCGUCAAAAAGUCAAAUAUGUUCAUAGUUCGUUCAAGAUCAAUCUAAAUGCCAACACUACUGUCCAAGAAUGCAACGAGCCUGUUGGUGCUGAAUGGGGAUUUGACUUUUCUCCAUUUGAUUCUAUUAUGGAUGACCCUCAUGAUGAUAGCAAGUCUUUCAAAAGCCCGAUUGAUGUUAUCGGUUUUGUGGUCAAGUGUCUUCCGUCAGAUGAUAAGAGUGAUAAUAAUAACGGCAAAGACGAGAAGAAGACAACCUUUAUUUUGGAAGAUUUGCAACACCAUCAGAUUUACGUCACGUUAUGGGGUUGUUAUGCUGAUCAGAUUUUAGAUUUUGAGAAGAACAAUAAGGAUGAAAAGCAUGUUGUGGUUGUUGUUCAGUUUGGGAAGAACAGAUUUUGGGGAGAUUUAUCGAGAAACUUUCUCCCGAAAUUUCUUCCAGUUAGUUAUUCUGGCUUAAGUUCUUCUGUUGUGAAGACUGUCACUGAAGAGUUCCUAUCUGACUUGACUUUUUAUCCCAUUGGGUCGUUAAACUCAAUAGAUACGACGAAGUUUGUUGUCAUUGUUGGGACUAUCAAGAGUUUUGCAUCGAACAAUGAGUGGUUUUACAACCCGUGCACAACCUGCAACAAAAAGGUUUCAACAAUUACUGUUGUUAAACAGAAGCAGGAUGGUACUGAUGGUGUUGAAGAGGUUACUGUCUUGGAAUGCAAGACUGAUGUUUGUAAUACAAAGAACGUUUCAUCAGUUCCAAGAAUUAGGCUUUAUAUACGUGUGCAAGAUUGUACUGGUAUUGUUAGUCUGACAUUGUUUGAGCGUGAGGUGACAAAGCUUUUGAAGGUUAAUGCUAAUCAGCUUUUAGACAACAACAUUGAAUUAGCAAACGAAGGAAGCUUUCCAAAGGAGCUAAAUUCUUUACUCAAUAUGAAGUUUGCGUUCAAGAUUGCUGUUUCUUCUUUUAACAUUAGCAAGAAGUCUGAUGGCUACUCAGUCUCCAAGAUGACUAAUAACCCGGUCGUUUUAUCCGAGCUUGAUAAACAUUUUGACACUAUUCAGCCUAUUGAUGACGAAGCCGUCAAUGUCGAACCAUCCGAUUCAAAUCGUAAUGAAGAUUUGCCUGUUAAGGAUUCUAUAUCCCAAACGGGAGACGAUGUAACCCCUUGCUCGAAUGUUUUUAAAGUUGGCUUUACAACAUCGUUUGAUCAGAAGGAUGCUGACUUGGAUACGAACAGCGAACAUGACUUGAAGCGCAAUUUGGAUACCGUGUAUGACGUGGAUGAUGUUUCUUCCCAGUCUUCAUCAAAGAUGCGUAAAGACAGUGUUGUCGAUGAAGUUCUUCUGAUUCCAAAGAAAGAAGCUUAGUAAUCUAUAAUUCAAACAUUUGAUAUCAUCGUUUGUUUUGGUUUCAUUAUUUGGAUAUUUUUUUGGGUAUUUUUCGAAAUUUGAUAAUGAUUUGACUCUUGUGGUUAAUUUAUAUGAACGUGAUUGUUUCGUUGUUUA